This is a messenger RNA of Perognathus longimembris pacificus (Pacific pocket mouse), 3309 nucleotides long. It is a transcript of the gene Tas1r3, whose product is annotated as taste 1 receptor member 3. Gene Ontology annotation, cellular component: membrane. Gene Ontology annotation, biological process: sensory perception of sweet taste; G protein-coupled receptor signaling pathway; sensory perception of umami taste. NCBI's taxonomy places the organism in Eukaryota, Metazoa, Chordata, Mammalia, Rodentia, Heteromyidae. The record is from RefSeq and is a predicted model, not a curated record. Gene Ontology annotation, molecular function: G protein-coupled receptor activity; sweet taste receptor activity. The transcript has 6 exons. The coding region runs from base 91 to 2670 and encodes 859 amino acids.
UUGCUAAACAAAUCCUCCAGUCCCUCCCUCUGGACUGACUACAUCUCUAGCCCACCCACCUCCACUCCCCGCCAGAAGCUGCUACCUGCCAUGCUGGGCCCGGUUCUCCUGAGCCUCAGCCUGGUAGCUUCACUGGACCUCAGGACCAGGGCCUCCUUGUGCCUGUCCCGGCAGCUCAGGGCACAAGGGGACUAUGUGCUGGGUGGGCUCUUCCCACUGGGCUUGGCUGAAGAGGCCAACCUCUACCACAGGAUACGACCCAAUGGUAUGGUGUGCACCAGGCUCUCAUCCCUGGGUCUGUUUCUGGCAAUGGCUAUGAAAAUGGCAGUGGAGGAGAUCAACAACGGGUCCACCCUGCUGCCUGGGCUGCGUCUGGGCUAUGACCUGUACGAUACCUGCUCAGAGCCUGCGGUCACCAUAAAGCCCAGCCUCAUGUUCUUGGCCAAGGCUGGCAGCUACCACAUCGCCGCCUACUGCAACUACACACAGUACCAGCCCCGCGUGCUGGCAGUCAUCGGGCCUCACACGUCAGAGCUUGCCCUCAUCACUGGCAAGUUCUUCAGCUUCUUCCUCAUGCCACAGGUCAGCUACAGUGCCAGCAUGGAUCGGCUGAGUGACCGGGAGACAUUCCCAUCCUUCUUCCGCACGGUGCCCAGCGACCGAACACAGCUAGAGGCCAUUGUGAUGCUGUUGCAGAAAUUCAGGUGGAACUGGGUGGCAGCCCUAGGCAGCAAUGAUGACUACGGCCGGGAGGGUCUGAGUAUCUUCUCAGGCUUGGCCAACGCGCAGGGAAUCUGCAUUGCACACGAGGGCCUGGUGCCACUGGUCCAUGCCAACAAGCAGCCGCUGGACAAGGUCCUAGAGGUCCUGCAACAAGUGAACCAGAGCAACGUGCAGGUGGUGGUGCUGUUUGCUUCUGCCCGAGCCGUCCACUCCCUCUUCCGUUACAGUAUCCACCACAAACUCUCACCCAAGGUGUGGGUGGCCAGCGAGGCCUGGCUAACCUCAGACCUGCUCCUGACACUGCCCAACAUCGCCCAGGUGGGUACUGUGCUCGGCUUUAUACAGCGGGGCAUGCUGCUGCCCGAGUUCUCCCAGUAUGUGGAGGCCCGCCUGGCCCUGGCCGCUGACCCGGCCUUCUGCGCCUCACUGAAUGCUGAGCCGGACCAGGAGGAGCGUGUGAUGGGGCCACGUUGCCCACAGUGUGACCACAUCACGCUGCGCAACCUGUCGGCCUGGCUGCUGCAGAACCUGUCAGCUGGGCAGCUGCACCACCAGAUCUUUGCCACCUAUGCAGCUGUGUACAGCGUGGCCCAGGCCCUUCACACCACCCUGCAGUGCAACGCCUCCAGCUGUGCGGCUUCAGAGCUGGUGCAGCCCUGGCAGCUCCUGGAGAACAUGUACAACCUGAGCUUCUGGGCUCGAGACCUGCAGCUGCAGUUCAACGCCAAUGGGAACGUGGAGAUGGAGUACGACCUGAAGAUGUGGGUGUGGCAGAGGCCCACACCCAGGCUGCGCACUGUGGGCACCUUCAACGGCAGCCUUUGGCUACAGCCCUCACAGAUGUGGUGGCCAAGCAAUGAGGUGCCAGUGUCCCAGUGCUCCCGGCAGUGUGCGGAGGGCCAAGUUCGCCGAGUGAAAGGCUUCCACUCUUGCUGCUAUGACUGUAUGGACUGCAAGGCAGGCAGCUACCGGCAGAGCCCAGACGACCUCACCUGCACCCCAUGUGAACAGGACCAGUGGUCCCCAGAGCGCAGCACACGCUGCUUUCCCCGCACCCUCAGGUUCUUGGCCUGGGGGGAGCCCACUGUGCUGCUCCUGCUCCUGCUGCUGGGCCUCGUGCAGGGACUGACCCUGGCUGCACUAGGGCUCUUUCUGUGCCACCGGGAGAGCCCACUGGUCCAGGCCUCAGGGGGGCCGCUGGCCUGCUUUGGCCUGGCCUGCCUGAGCCUCUUCUGCCUCAGUGUCCUCCUGUUCCCAGGCCAGCCGGGCCCUGCCAGCUGCCUGGCUCAGCAGCCCCUGGCCCACCUCCCACUCACAGGCUGCCUGAGCACACUCUUCCUGCAGGCAGCUGAGACCUUUGCAGAGUCAGAGUUGCCACCAAGCUGGGCAGCCUGGCUACGUGGCCACCUGCGUGGACCCUGGGCCUGGUUGGCGGUGCUACUGGCUGUCCUGGGGGAGGCAGCGCUGUGUGCCUGGUACCUAGCAGCUUCACCACCACGAGUGGUGACCGACUGGCAGGUGCUGCCCACAGAGGCGCUGGUGCACUGCCAAAUGCACUCCUGGGCGAGCCUGGGCCUGGUGCACAUCACCAAUGCCACGCUGGCUUUCCUCUGCUUCCUCGGCACCUUCCUGGUGCAGAGCCAGCCUGGUUGCUAUAACCGUGCCCGUGGCCUCACCUUUGCCAUGCUUGCCUACUUCAUCACCUGGAUCUCAUUUGUGCCCCUCCUGGCCAAUGUGCAGGUGAUCUACCAGCCCGCUGUGCAGAUGGGCACCAUCCUGUUCUGUGCCCUGGGCAUCCUGGCCAACUUCCACCUGCCUAAGUGCUACCUGCUUCUGUGCCAGCCCAGCCUCAACACCCCGGAGUUCUUCCUGGGAGGGGGUCCCAGGGCUACAGCAGACGAGGGCAGCAGUGGUGGUGGAGGGGGGGCUCAAGAACACAACGAGUGAGCCUGGCCCAGCGCCUCACUCACAGGAACCCUAGCCCCAGGAGGAACCCCUCUGACCCAGUGAUCCUCAGUCAGCACCCCCAGAUCUCAAUGCCAUCUCCAAGUUGUUGGCAGAUUUCAACUCCAUAGUGGCCCCUGGAUCUUCAAAAGGCGGGAGCGUCUCUGUAGUGCCAUACCACCCUCUCCGAGGCAGGUUCCAUGCAGGAUCCUAUUACGCGUGCCCCAGGCCGAGCCUGUGCAGGGGGAUGGGCACACUGCCCUGGGUGGUGGCCCCUGAGAGUUUCUCACGAACCCAUAACCAUACCCGGAGCUCAAGGAAGGCCUGGGAAGCCAGUACUACUUGCUGAAUUGGUUACGCUCAAUCUGGGGCCCCCACCCAGCACCUCACCCAGGCUACCACAGUGGAAGGCUGGGCAUGGGUGGCAAACAUGGCAGAAGCCUUUCCAAGGGAGGAAGGAAGGCGCUCAGCUUCCUUCUUCUGAACCCAGCCCCACUAGUAGGAAAGGGUCACCGGUUCUAUGCCAGCACCAGCACCUCGGACAGAGCCCAGGGGGUCAGCACCAUGGCCAGCACCAGCCACCAGGACCCCUUAAUGUCAGAAGUCAGCACCAAGGACAGAAAGCUGGCCAGCAUCAGGGGC